Molecule: messenger RNA, 2522 nt
Organism: Eurypyga helias (sunbittern)
Lineage: Eukaryota; Metazoa; Chordata; Aves; Eurypygiformes; Eurypygidae
Gene: CTDP1
Product: CTD (carboxy-terminal domain, RNA polymerase II, polypeptide A) phosphatase, subunit 1
Exons: 11
Cellular component (GO): nucleus
Molecular function (GO): RNA polymerase II CTD heptapeptide repeat phosphatase activity
Source: RefSeq, a predicted model, not a curated record
UUGGUGAGACUCGAAGGAUGCAGCCAUCCUGUUGUUAUGAAAGGCUUGUGUGCUGAAUGUGGCCAGGACUUGACUCAGAUACGAAGCAAGAAUGGAAAGCAGAAUGUGCCAUUAUCCACAGCAACUGUGUCUAUGGUUCACAGUGUCCCAGAACUGAAAGUUAGCUCGGAGCAAGCUGAGCAGCUAGGAAGAGAAGAUCAACAGCGACUACAUCGAAAUCGAAAACUGGUGCUCAUGGUAGAUUUAGAUCAGACCUUGAUCCAUACUACAGAACAGCACUGCCAACAAAUGUCUAAUAAGGGAAUAUUUCAUUUCCAGUUAGGUCGAGGCGAGCCUAUGUUGCAUACUCGUUUGCGUCCUCAUUGUAAGGAAUUCCUGGAAAAAAUUGCCAAGCUGUAUGAAUUACAUGUUUUUACUUUUGGCAGCAGACUGUAUGCACAUACAAUUGCAGGAUUUUUGGACCCUGAAAAGAAGCUUUUUUCUCAUCGGAUAUUGUCAAGGGAUGAAUGUAUUGAUCCAUUUUCUAAAACUGGGAAUCUUAGAGAUCUCUUCCCAUGUGGGGAUUCCAUGGUUUGCAUCAUCGAUGAUCGAGAGGAUGUUUGGAAGUUUGCACCCAAUUUGAUAACUGUGAAGAAGUACGUAUACUUCCAGGGGAUAGGAGAUAUUAAUGCACCUCCUGGAUCAAGAGAAAUUCAAAUGAAGAAGAAGGUAAACCAUGCUACAAAACCAGAGGCACUGGAUUCAGCAGUGACAUCUGCAAAAGAGGUGGAAGAAAUAAAGAAUGUUACAUGUGUAGAAGAACAAAGCAAUGGUCUCAAAGCUACAAAGGACACUUGCACUGCAAAUGGAAGUACUUCUGUAAGCAGUGGAAUAUCUGACUGGGAUAUGAACUCUCGUGAUAAAGCUGAUGCCCAGGCCUCCUUAAACGCCAGCACUGGUGGCAAAACGGACAGCGAGAUCACUAAUGACUUGACAAAUACAAAAGAAUCUCGUAUUUUUUCAGAACAAGUUGAUAGAACAGUGACAGAGAAGCAGCAAACACAAGACAAGGCAACAAAUGACUUGGACUUUGAACUGUCUAGUGACAGUGAAAGUGAUGGUGGAUUGGAUACCAGAAAGUCAUCCACUUCCGUAUCAGAUAGUGAGAACGAGGAAGAGAGAAGCCAAAAGAAAUCCAAACAACCUCUGCAGGAUGACAGUUUGCAGAAAGAGAGCACUGAUGUGAGUGAGAAAAAAGAUGGUCUGGUGAACCAUUCUGGAGAUGCACAAUCGUCCCGUAGCGAAAAUGUUCAUGACAAAACUGAUGUCGAAGCACAAGAAGAAAGUGAACAGGAAAGCCUUUGUGAUUUUGGAAAUGGAUGUGCAGACAAGAAGGAAGCUGAAACAGAGUCUCAGAAUAGUGAACAGUCUGGAAUUACAAUGGGUGAGUCUUUAGACCAGAGUAUGGAGGAAGAAGAGGAAGAGGAUGAUACAGAUAAUGAUGACCAUUUAAUAUACCUCGAAGAGAUACUCGUGCGAGUUCACACCGAUUAUUACACAAAGUAUGAUAAAUACCUGAAAAAAGAGAUUGAGGAAAUUCCAGACAUCAAAAAAAUAGUACCAGAACUGAAAAGUAAAGUGUUGGCAGAUGUAACCAUAAUAUUUAGUGGACUCUACCCAACAAACUUUCCCAUUGAGAAAACACGGGAACACUAUCAUGCCACAGCACUCGGAGCUAAAAUUGUGAAGAAUCUAGUACUAAGUGCUGAUGAUCCUAAUAAAGCAACACACCUCAUUGCAGCAAGGACAGGCACAGAAAAAGUACGUCAAGCUCAGGACUGCAAGGACCUCCAUGUUGUAAACCCUGAUUGGCUGUGGAGCUGUCUGGAGCGCUGGGACAAGGUUGAGGAACAGCUCUUCCCCUUGAAGGAUGACUACAUCAAAACACACAGGGAGAAUAGCCCCGCCACGUUUCCUGAUACGCACACCGCGUUUCAAACAGCUCUGUUUCACCCAACACCCAUCCAUCCAAAGUCUCAGCCUGGUCCUGAAGUUCGACUUUAUGACCCUAACACUGGGAAACUAAUCAGGAAAGGCGCUCAGACCUCCUGCCAGUCGAUGUACAUCCAGUCUCCAGCUCCUCCCGUUGCCUUACCAGUUCACGGUGAACACUCAUCCUUCAGAGUUGUUGAACCACAUCAGCAGCAGAUGUUUGAAGAAGAUGACCUACCAGCAGGUGAAAACGAAGAGCAGCCUGGUCCGUCGAAGCGGAAACGCCAGCCAAGUAUGUCCGAGACGAUGCCCCUGUACACCCUAUGUAAAGAGGAUUUAGAGAGUAUGGAUAAAGAGGUGGAUGACAUCCUAGGAGAAGGCAGUGAUGAAAGUGAUAGUGAAAAAAAAAAGGCAGAAGAUGAAGGUGAAAAACCUCAGAUUAGUGCAACAGAGACUCUAGGAAUGAAAACAGAACAGAGACCUGCAUCGUCGUCAUCGUCGUUGUCAUCAUCUUCCUCAAGUGAAAGAAGCUUGACAAGCAGUGUACACAG